Pimephales promelas (fathead minnow) is the source of this 823-nucleotide messenger RNA. RefSeq names its product alpha-2-macroglobulin-like protein 1. NCBI's taxonomy places the organism in Eukaryota, Metazoa, Chordata, Actinopteri, Cypriniformes, Leuciscidae. The record is from RefSeq and is a predicted model, not a curated record.
CGUCGGUCGUUCGUUCCGUCCGUCAGUCGACAUUGGUUGGAGAGGCUAGUAGCUACAGUGCUGACAAUCUAUAUGGUGAGUGGACAUUAGUUUUGUAGUUAAGUUUUGUAAGUCUGGUCUGUUUGUUACGCAACUUGCACACCAAUGUCUUCUGUCAGGUAUUUUCCAAAGGAGUGAUUGUCCUCCAUGGAUUUCAGACGGUUAAAGCAAAGGCUGGUGAUGCAGUCACCAAAGCGGCUCCGAGACGUUCCAGUUGUCUGUCAGCGUCGAUAUGGCUCCAGCAGUGCAGAUUCUGGUCCACAGUGUUCUUCCCAGUGAGAAUGUAGUUGCUGCUAGUGUGCCGUUUGAUACUGAUAUGUGUUUCCAGAACCAGGUGUCUCUGCAGUUUUCUCCAGCUACGGCUGUUCCUGCGGAGGGAAACGUUCUGAUGGUUUCUGCUCAAGCGGGAUCUCUGUGUAGCCUCAGUGCUGUAGAUCAGAGCGUCCGGAUCCUGGAGCCAGGAAGACGUCUGAGUGCUGAAGGGUGUCUGUGUGCCUCAAUCAGGUUUUUGUUUGGGCUUUAAAUCUGAAUAUUUCAGUGUGUGGCACUUCUGAUUAGAAUGCCACUUCAGUGUACCCUAGUGUCUGAAGUACAAGGGCCUGAGUUUUUGUCGCAACUUCAGUGUCAGUAUGUCUGUUAGUUUGAUUCUUGUUCUAGAAAUUGGUACAUGACUUUAAGAAAAAAUGAAAACAUGUCUUUUGUGUUGUAAUGGUCUAUACUAGCUUUUGUUACUGAAUGUGAUCUUUUAAUGUUCUGUCCGUUCCGUCCGUCGGUCGUUCGUUCC